ACAAUCACUAUCAAUCAUUACGCAGUUACACGUCGCUCUCUUUACGAAGCAAUCAAACAUAUUCAGUUCUCGCAAUAGAAUACAACUGAAAAGGAAAAACAAAGAGAAAUCAAGAUCCACAAUAUCUUCAUUGAUAUUACACUCUCCUUAAACGAGGCACAUUUAGCGGCUAUCAAUUAGCUUGGACAAUCAGGAUAAUCGCUUUCGACGAUCUUGAGGAGGAAAUCCAUAUUCUAAAAACGUGAUACCCAUUUUUCGAUCAACAGCAACAGCAACAAUAUUAUUCAAGAUGCAAUUCUCAUCCUUGAUCAUGUUGGUUGCCGGCGCCGCUUCCGCCGUCGCGCAAACCACCACCGCCACAUCCUACUUGACGGCGACUGUCACCAUCACCAAGUGCAACCCGACCAACACCGCCUGCCCUCUGUACACGCCUUCCACCAGCUCAACUUUGUCUACCCCGACGCCCGUUGUGUACCCCACCAGUUCCGUUGCGCUUAACACUACAUCCAGCGCUUCCUCCACCUUCUACCCGAUCUCCAAGAACUCGACUGUUUCUGCUGGACCUACUGCUUACCCCAACGUCUCUUCCACCUACGUGGUUCCGUCCACAUAUGUUACUCUCACCUCAGCUGUACCCACAACUCCCGCCCCGGCUGCCUCAUCAUCUUCAACGCCGGCCCCUACAGUGCCUGCCAGCGGUGCCGGUCUAGUGUCUGUUCAAUCAGGCCUUCUAUUGGGUAUCCUCGGUAUGGGAGCCGCUCUCCUAGCAUAAGUCAACGAACUGGGGAGUGAAGUUGGAGGUUGAAGGACGACGCACGCCAUCCUUUGUAAUGAGCUUCAGAUCUAAUCGGCACGAGACUUUCUGCCAAGGAGACAACGACGAUCUGGGCGGCUUAAGAUAUUUUCAUGUUCACUUCGAUUCUAAUACCAAACUUGAUUCUCAGGAGAUGGGCGCUUGGUGUUUUUUUUUGUAGGGCGAUAUCCCGGUUUAAGGAGUCUGGUUGGGCUUAUACCCACUUUGAUCCUGGGCGUGGCAGCUCUUUCUCUAUGUCUAAAUUAAGGCGAUGCGUUCCGUCGACGGUUUAUUUAGAGCAUGCGGAGGAGUUGGAAGGUCUAGCACGGCCAGUGACAUAUUUUCCACCACACCCUGUUUCUCCUAUUUUCCUUGUGUGCUUCAUCACGUGAACUUGAUGUGAUGCUGUGAGCUGCUUGUAAAAUGAAACGGUAUUGUAUCUGAGUAUUGUGUAGGGUAGUAUUGUAACUAGGAUUCGAGUCGGAAUUGAUGUCUUCGGUAAGUCUUCACGGCCGGCUUAGGUAAAAAAAACAAAAAAAAAAAAAAAAA
Molecule: messenger RNA, 1342 nt
Organism: Hypoxylon trugodes
Lineage: Eukaryota; Fungi; Ascomycota; Sordariomycetes; Xylariales; Hypoxylaceae
Exons: 2
Coding region: 290-772 (160 amino acids)
Source: RefSeq, a predicted model, not a curated record